Messenger RNA from Spirometra erinaceieuropaei, 441 nucleotides. NCBI's taxonomy places the organism in Eukaryota, Metazoa, Platyhelminthes, Cestoda, Diphyllobothriidea, Diphyllobothriidae. The record is from the annotation of a GenBank genome assembly.
AUGUGCCAUCCCGACAGCCCCAACCGCUGUAUUUCUCAUCGCCCUGCUCCAAUCCUCACCACGGCCACAACGACGACUGCUAUCACCACCGAUGCUCGUCAUCCCCGUGCCCAACCGCCGUCAUUCACCAUCAUCUCUAUCAUUCCUGACACAACUUCUGCGGCGACAACGGUGACCACCAUAGCCCCAACUUCCGCAGUCGAUCAAAACGCUCUCAACGGCCCGCAAACCCCCACUCCCGUCAUCGCCAUCUCCAGUGAUGUGGAUUCGGUCCUAACCUGUCCUCAGUGCGAUAGCACGCUCAGGUCACGUAUCGGCCUGGUGGGCCACCUGCGAAUCCACCGCAAUGCGAGCGGCGCACCAGUGCCAGGAUCACCCGCAUACACUCUCAGCAUCCACCCUCAUUUUCACGCUACCAACGCACAUUCAUACACCGCAUAG